Molecule: messenger RNA, 575 nt
Organism: Drosophila melanogaster (fruit fly)
Lineage: Eukaryota; Metazoa; Arthropoda; Insecta; Diptera; Drosophilidae
Gene: Obp28a
Product: Odorant-binding protein 28a
Exons: 1
Coding region: 37-468 (143 amino acids)
Cellular component (GO): extracellular region
Molecular function (GO): odorant binding
Source: RefSeq, marked reviewed
UAGACAAGUUCCGUUCAGACACACCGACCUAGCAUCAUGCAGUCUACUCCAAUCAUUCUGGUGGCAAUCGUCCUUCUCGGCGCCGCACUGGUGCGAGCCUUUGACGAGAAGGAGGCCCUGGCCAAGCUGAUGGAGUCAGCCGAGAGCUGCAUGCCGGAAGUGGGGGCCACCGAUGCCGAUCUGCAGGAAAUGGUCAAGAAGCAGCCAGCCAGCACAUAUGCCGGCAAGUGCCUGCGCGCCUGCGUGAUGAAGAACAUCGGAAUUCUGGACGCCAACGGAAAACUGGACACGGAGGCAGGUCACGAGAAGGCCAAGCAGUACACGGGCAACGAUCCGGCCAAGCUAAAGAUUGCCCUGGAGAUCGGCGACACCUGUGCCGCCAUCACUGUGCCGGAUGAUCACUGCGAGGCCGCCGAAGCCUAUGGCACUUGCUUCAGGGGCGAGGCCAAGAAACAUGGACUCUUGUAAUCAUUGAUGCAGCGCUACCCACCUGGACACGCCGAUAAAGUUACCUGGACCACCACACUUGUAUCUAUAAGUUUUGAAUAAUCGAGGUCGAGUAAAAUAAAUGCAUU